Messenger RNA from Pelmatolapia mariae (spotted tilapia), 2714 nucleotides. Its product is annotated as phosphorylase b kinase gamma catalytic chain, skeletal muscle/heart isoform-like. Gene Ontology annotation, biological process: glycogen biosynthetic process; protein phosphorylation. Bases 736 to 1920 code for a protein of 394 amino acids. The record is from RefSeq and is a predicted model, not a curated record. Gene Ontology annotation, molecular function: calmodulin binding; phosphorylase kinase activity; ATP binding. Lineage: Eukaryota; Metazoa; Chordata; Actinopteri; Cichliformes; Cichlidae. Gene Ontology annotation, cellular component: phosphorylase kinase complex. The transcript is spliced from 10 exons.
CUCCUCCUCAUAUGCGCUCUGUAUUAUUACACUGAAGCGUUUCUGUUUUCACCUGCGCUUUCUUUAAUUAGACUUCAGCAGCUACAAAGGGGUGUCCCGCACCUGUCCUGUCACUCUGCUCUCAGCGCAAAAUUCACGAGCUGCAAUCUGCGCGUGAAGUAAUGUUUUGACUCUAAAAGCGUCGUGGCGAGAGCACGAGCCGCGGGGUAUUAUUUCAUGGAUAGGGUUUUUGUGAGGACUCACUCACUCGUCCUUCUGCUCCUUCUGCAUCUGCCGAAGCAAAUAGUUAUUUUUGGCACCUGACAUUAAAGCUCACCCUCUGCAGCAUGGCAGCAGCAGACCCGCAAACGCGCCAUAGCGCCGGAGUCUGACUGCAGCUCUUUGUUCGUCCUCAGAAACUCACUGUGCGCGAUUUGAUGAUGGAUUGUCUUCGUAUCGGGGACUGACGGACACGGUGAGGGACGCCGGCCUUUUAAUGCGUUUAUAUUGCAGGUCACUCGGGACAGUGAGUGAGCAGUUGAACGGGUUCACACGUGGUGGCGUGGGUUGCUUUAUUAGUCUGCGCUGUGUUUGGUAUGACAUUAAGUUUGGGACGAUGGCUUCUUGUAUUCACCCAAAACACGUUCUGUGAGCUUAUUGGACUUUUGUUUGCUUUACUGGAAGAAGUGAAAAGAGACAGCCUGAGGUCAGCUGCAAGAGGAGACACUUCUGUACUAUUAGCCUUGAGCUGGAAACAUGACCAAGGAGGAGGAGAUCCCUGACUGGGUGGGAGCCAAAGAGUUCUACGACAAGUAUGAGCCCAAGGAGAUUCUGGGAAGGGGAGUGAGCAGCGUGGUGCGCCGCUGCGUCGACAAGCAGACGUCUCAGGAGUACGCGGUGAAGAUCAUCGACAUCACCCCCUCCGACAAGAUGACGCCGCAGGAGAUCGAAGAAAUCAGAGAGGCGACGGUGAAGGAGAUCGACAUCCUCAAGAAAGUCUACGGACAGGAAAACAUCAUUCAGCUCAAAGACUGCUAUGAGUCCAAGGCCUUCUUCUUCCUGGUUUUUGACCUAAUGAAGAGGGGUGAACUUUUUGACUACCUCACAGAAAAAGUUACACUGAGUGAGAAGGAAACGCGGAAGAUCAUGCGGUCUCUAUUGGAGGUGGUCCAGUUUCUCCACGCCCAGAACAUUGUUCAUCGGGACCUGAAGCCCGAGAACAUCCUUUUAGACGACUACAUGAACAUCAAACUCACUGACUUUGGUUUCGCUGUGCAGAUUCAGCCAGGACAGACGCUCAAAGAGGUGUGUGGGACUCCUGGUUACCUUGCUCCUGAGAUCAUUGAGUGCUCUAUGGACGCAGGACAUUCAGGAUACGGUACAGCUGUGGACAUAUGGAGUUCAGGUGUUAUCAUGUACACGCUGCUCGCGGGCUCUCCACCGUUCUGGCACAGGAAACAGAUGCUGAUGCUGCGCAUGAUCUUAGCGGGGACGUACGACUUCUCCUCUCCUGAAUGGGAAGACCGCUCAGACACGGUCAAAGAUUUGAUCUCGCGGAUGCUGGUGGUGGAUCCAAAGCAGCGUUUCACAGCUACAGAUGUUCUGAACCACUCGUUCUUUUCACAAUACGUGGUGCACGAAGUACGACAAUUCACUCCGUUCAGGCGCUUCAAGGUAAUUUGCUUGACCGUUCUCGCUACAAUGCGAAUCUACUGCAACUAUCGCCGUGCCAAGCCCAUCACCAAGGAGGUGAUAAAGAGCGACCCGUACGCCGUGAAGCCCAUCCGCAAGCUCAUAGAUGCGUGCGCCUUUAAGAUCUACGGCCACUGGGUCAAGAAGGGCCAAACCCAGAACAGAGCAGCACUUUUUGAGAACACGGCCAAAACCAUCCUGCUUUCGAUCGCUGCUGAAGCGGACGAGCCCAUCCAGCACAUCUGGUAACAAGCAGCGAGGACUGACACGUGCUGAGUUUUACUUGGGGAAACAUUUAAACUUCUUUCUUCGUAAAAAAGAACUGCUACAAGUAGUUUAUGCAUAAUGCAGCAUUUUUAAAAGCAGCCGUAGUGACUACAGGGGGAUUGAUUUAUCUCAAGGACUGAAAUGUUUGGCAAAAUUUUCAACCAUGCCACUAGUGACAUUGUGCUUGCUUUGUUCUAAAAGUGUACUUAACCCAUUGUCAGCUUGUGUCCUAUGAAAAUGCAGCUGCUGUGCUUUAGAUUGAAUGCAGCCCCUCAAAUAUAGGGUGUAUCAAAAAAGAAUAAUCAGAUUUCAAAAGGCUAUACUUUUUAAUGAACAUAGAAACUUAUGGUAAAUUUUAAAGUACAUGGCUGAAUAUACAAAAAGUUACAAUGUUUGCAAAUGCCUGAUGUGUCUCCCUCGGCACCUACAUACUAGUUACUACAUGGCAAUCUCAUAGCCUUCGCACUCUAAAAACUGUUUAUAUUUCAAAUGUUAAAGAGUGACUCAGAAGGAAAAAGUAGAGUUUACUUAUAGAGCAAGUCUAUACUCUGUAUUGUGAAACCUUGUGGGAAAUACCUGCAGUUUAUCUGGCUGGAAUAUAAAACCUGGAGUGAAACCUGCACACUUGAAAGGUCGUGUAUUUACAGUUUGAGAACUAUGUGCCUACUUAAUCAAUAUGCAGAGUAUGCUCUGGUGGCAGCAACUCAAGGGAAGUGUAACUUUAACUUGUAUGCUAUGAAUGUAUUUAUUAAAACAUGUAAAACCCCAAGUCCUGC